Messenger RNA from Phoenix dactylifera (date palm), 1621 nucleotides. RefSeq names its product casein kinase II subunit alpha-like. The record is from RefSeq and is a predicted model, not a curated record. Gene Ontology annotation, cellular component: cytosol; protein kinase CK2 complex; nucleus. Gene Ontology annotation, biological process: peptidyl-threonine phosphorylation; regulation of cell cycle; peptidyl-serine phosphorylation. Gene Ontology annotation, molecular function: protein serine/threonine kinase activity; ATP binding. NCBI's taxonomy places the organism in Eukaryota, Viridiplantae, Streptophyta, Magnoliopsida, Arecales, Arecaceae.
GAUUGAAGGAAGGAAUAAUCAAAAUUUCUUUCUUUUUCUUUCGGUCGGUGAGAGUGGGGGGAGAAAGGGAAGAAUUUUGAUGGGCUCGCCGCGCUCGUGAUAUCUUCGACUUUUCUUUCUAUUUCAUGGCCUUGGGGCCUCUCCGCUCCAUACCCUACCGACUCCUCCUCCUCUCUCGCCCCUCGUCUCCCUCUUUCUCCUCCUCCUCCUUUCCCUUUCUACGACGCGUCGCUCUCCGGCGGAUCAGCUGCGGCCCGCCGCUCGCCGGCGCCGAGAGCCCCACCCGCGCCCACCCCGCCAUCGCCCCCCAACCGGAAACCCUGGCGCACAAGAUCGGGAAAUCCAUUCGCCUCCCCGGCGCUGCCUCCAAGGCCCGGGCCUAUGCCGACGUCAACGUCCACCGCCCCCAGGAGUACUGGGACUACGAGUCCCUCACCGUCCAGUGGGGGGAACAGGACGAUUAUGAGGUAGUUCGGAAGGUCGGAAGGGGAAAGUACAGCGAGGUCUUCGAGGGAGUUCAUUGCACGAACAAUGAGAAAUGCAUUAUUAAGAUUCUAAAGCCGGUGAAGAAGAAAAAGAUUAAGAGGGAAAUAAAGAUAUUGCAGAACCUAUGUGGUGGGCCAAACAUUGUAAAAUUACUUGAUAUUGUCAGAGAUCAGCAAUCAAAGACACCCAGUCUAAUCUUUGAAUAUGUCAACAAUACAGACUUCAAAGUGCUCUAUCCAACUCUGACAGAUUAUGAUGUCCGAUACUACAUUUAUGAACUAUUAAAGGCACUAGAUUACUGUCACUCACAAGGCAUCAUGCAUCGAGAUGUGAAGCCUCACAAUGUUAUGAUUGAUCACGAGCAGCGCAAGCUUCGUCUAAUUGACUGGGGUCUUGCAGAGUUCUAUCAUCCAAGGAAAGAGUACAAUGUCCGAGUUGCUUCGAGAUACUUCAAGGGUCCGGAGCUCCUAGUUGAUCUGCAAGAUUAUGAUUAUUCUUUGGAUAUGUGGAGCCUUGGUUGUAUGUUUGCUGGGAUGGUAUUUCGCAAGGAGCCAUUCUUUUACGGGCAUGACAAUUAUGAUCAAUUGGUAAAAAUAGCUAAGGUGCUUGGAACAGAUGAGUUGAAUGCUUAUCUCAACAAAUAUCGUUUAGAGCUCGACCCACACCUUGAGGCACUUGUUGGGAGGCAUAGCAGGAAACCAUGGUCAAAGUUCAUUAAUGUUGACAAUCAGCAUCUAGCAGUUCCUGAGGCUGUUGACUUUGUGGACAAGCUGCUUCGGUAUGAUCAGCAGGAGAGGCUAACUGCAAAAGAAGCCAUGGCUCAUCCGUACUUCAAUCCGGUGAGGAGUGCCGGGAGCAGCAGGACUCGUACUUAAUAGCUUGAAUUUUACGUGCCACUGAUGAACUUCUGUGCUUGUUUUUGUCUUAUAAUUACAAUCUGUCUUAUUUGUUAUUUGUGUGAGCCCUCUAUUAUCCAAGGUUCUUAGUGUUGCAAUAUUUGUUAGUCAUGCAUUUGUAUCUUAAAAUUUUAGAACGUCCAUCCUCACUGAUCGGUCAUUGGUUAUUUUGAGCUGUCAUUUUCUCCAACUGUUGGUUUAAGUUGUCAUAUUAUCAUGUCAUCUCCUGAUCAAAUCAA